AUGCCAGCGUUCCAAGCCAUCAAUGUCGAGCCGGAGGAGAACCUUGACGAUGAGAUUGACAACACGCGACAAAUCCAUAUCGACGAAGCCUUGAAGCGCUUCCAGACCGCCCUCAAGCUUCAUGCGCAAGGCCCUCGGUUCUUUGAUGAAGCGACCGAUGCAUACGAUGACCUCUUCAAAUCCGACAUCUUUCAAUACCCCGAAGCCGCGACCGAGUACGAACGAGCCGAGCUGCCGGCAAGCCAGCUCGCUGUAGAGGCCUCUCUCGCUGCCGGUAUCGACAUACAAUCAGGAGAGGUAGACGGAGCGGACAGCACCCUCCCCCAGGCGCUCUUCCUGGCGCACAAGAACCACGGACAAUUCCUUCUCGACCGGAUAAAACACACGGCACGCAGGACGGCUGUUCCACCCGAGGCAUUCUUUCAGCAAGACGACGUCAAAGAGCAAGCGCAAAAGGCGCUCCUUGAUUUCAAUGCGGCGCUCGAUCGCGACCCCUCAGAUGCCGAGCUCUGGAGGCGAAUUGCACGAGUGGCAGGUUAUCUCAACAGUGGCCGCAUCAGGCGAUACUGCCUCGAGGCAGCCAUCGAGCUUGACGACGAUCCGACCGUCGAGGAGGUCGAACCCCCGUCCCUAUCAGAUGACAUGGGUCUGUCGCACCCCAUCUUGGGGCCCUGGGUCAAACACGACAUGCCGGCGCUCAUCAAGCGCCAUCUCGACCCCAUUCCGUUCCUGCCCAAUCCGACGAAAAGUCUCGAGGCGACUCGAUCAAUCCUCACCGUGUCAGAGUCCAAAAUAUCGAUCCGCUGUCCCACAGCCGCCUGGUCCGAGCUGGGCAUGGCCCUCGUGCAGCUCGUUGCCGAAGUGGGCUUCACGGGCAAGGGUAUUACAAUUGACCUUCCCAAUAGUGAACCCGACGAGGAGGCGAUGGAUAUCACGGAUGCCAUACAGAAGCAGCUCACUGAGGAAGUCAGCAGUGCGGCCGUCGACGUUGGUCUGCCGGAUGUCAUGGAUGUGUCGGACUCUGCGACCAAGACGGAGGCUGCUGACGAGACGGCAGCCGCCGAUGGACUCAAACCUCGAGGCGAGACCGCAUCGGCCCCAGCGAGGAAGCGGUCUCAGUCGGUUGCCGGUCUCGCGGAGGCAGGCGAAGACGAAAACGCUGGCGAGAAACGCAGCAAGAGAAUCAGACGCAGGGAGACGGCUGGCGCCGGAGAGGUCGUCAACUCGAGCGCACUGCACGCGACCCAGCUCGCUCAGUACCAGGCGGUGGAUCAGCACCUGUUUCAAAAAACAAAAGACGUACUGGAGAACAUUGGCGUCACGGACCAGUCGGUCCUGGACCGUAUCGGAGAGGUGCUCGAGCUGUGCACGUCUGAAGAUCGUUCGGACAAAUCGACGAGCCAGGCCACGAUUGACCUCAAGAGUACGAUUACCUCGUUUAGUGCGGACAAUGCCAAGAUUUUGAUCAAUAAGAAGGAGACGGACACCCUCGGAAUGUCUGCCUUCCUCGAGCACGCCAAAGGCGGUAACCAAAAAGUCUCGGCAUCCCCGGCCUUUCGCGAAUCUCACGGCCUCGGUUCUUUCGCCAAACGUCUCAACGCGGGCUGGACUACGGUCCAGGACAUGGCUUGGGAGUGGCUCAAGACAAUUGCACCAAGCUAUAUUGAGUACAGGUGGUCGGACAUGAUGAAGGCAGCGGUUGUGCAUGUCAUUAGCCGUUUCGAUCAGGAUAUCUACGAAAUGGCAAAGUAUGAAAUUGAGGCCACUGCACAGUCGAAACAUGCCGAGCAGGAGCUGAUGAGAAUUCACAACCUUGUCGAGAUGCUCUUUGAGCUCCACCUCGACAUUUACGAACGCAUCACCAAUCCCAAUAGUGCUGUCGAGUAUAGUAUCCGAGUUGAGGCCAAGGGGCGUCUCGCGCGAUGGCUUGCAUUUGCGUCGGAGCUUUUUCAAGCCUGCCGCGACCCCAGGAGCGAUCUCGCCGCCAGGUUCCUCUGGGCUGCCGUCUUUUCGACGACCCUCACCGACAAUGUCUCGCGCGAAUACAUUUUACAGUGCUGGACCAGCCUGCGCGAAUUUCUCACGAACGAAGGAGUCGAGGCGCUCUUUCUGCAGAACAAUGCUGUCCUCACGGAAAUUUCGUCGGCUGCCGCUGACCGAGAGAUUUCCAAGCUGACGACGAUGGACUUUUUCUUGGGCCUCUUCCAGGACGAUAUCAGCGAUCCCGUGGCCAUUAUUGACAAUCUGGAGCCAGUCUUGAACGCCGACUCUGUAUAUGUGCCCAGAAGCGACAGCGAUGGGGAAGCCACCUCGGGGAAGAACAAGAGGAUACCAAUCAGAGAUUGUGCCAGUCAAGGGCUGCAGGAUCUCUGGAAGUUUAUCAAAGGCACGAGCACCGAGUUGCGGUUAUUCCUUUGGUCACGCCUCAGUGACGCAUAUGGAUCGAUACAAUACGCGACAAAACAGUUUUCCUGUCAGCUACGAGCCAUCGAGAUGGUUGUUGCUGAUUUCGAGGGCGAUCUCUAUCUCAAGAACCCAAACGAUACCCGUCCGGUGCUCUUGCUUCGCAUGAUGAAGUCACUUGACGAGCUCCUCAUUCGCGCCCUGUCCUUGGCGCUCAAUGAACAGAGCGCCUACGACAUUGUCGACGAGGACCACCUCAAGGCGACGGCAGCUGCUCUCGCAAAGCUGAGCUGCAUGCUUCACGUCUCGGCCUCCUUGGAAGACGAGAUACGGAUCGGCAUGACACAGGCGCCCUCGGGUGGCUCUGUCUUUCAGGCGUUCAUGAAUAAGCUCCGGGAGAUCCAGGUACGCACGUGGUGUCUGCAGUAUACAGUCCUGAAGAUUGGCAUCAUCCAGCACACGGAUGUGUUCCCCAAGUACGAAAGCGACCUGGCCGAGUACCUCGCUGCGAUCCACAAUGUCCUGGGCCCGCGCAAGAGCUGCAAGGCUUCCAACAAGAUCUUCCUCAAGAUGAUGCGGAUGGAGCUGCUCAAGCUGAAGAACAUUGACAACUGGGAAGACUACCUCGGACAGGUGCUGUAUGAUUUACACGGACUGAAGCUGGGCGUCGGAAUCUGGGAGGUUCAGGACCACGGGUGUCCGCCGGAGAAGCUCGAGCGGCGCAACACGAUACAGCUGGCCGACAAGAUUACGGUUCUCGCCCGACGGAUGCCGAUGAAGGAUCUGCUGAAAUCCGAGCUCAAGACAACCAUUGAACACAUGCAAGGCGCCAUUGGCCCCGUGCGGUCAACACCACAGAUGGUACACAACUUGCGAAACUACACAGAGUACUUCAAGCGUCCGGUACACCCCCUUCGUCUGUAUCAAGCCCUCAGAGGCGGCGUCGAGCUCGAUACCGUGUCCGUCAAUGCCCCCGAGACGGUCCUCGCCAACCACGGUUGGUUCUUCCUUCUCGGGUCCAUUGCUCUGAGCAAGUACAAGCUUGUGGAUCUCAGCAAAAGGCAGACGCCCGGUGCCAUGGACGACCUGCGAAUCGGAGCGACCUUUCUGCGACACCAGCUGCAGUUUACGCCAAAUAAUUGGGAGGGCUGGUUCCGGCUCGCCGAAUGCUUCGACUACGAAGUCGAGGAUGCCGUUGUUUGGUCUGCCGACAAGAUGAACAAGGACAGAGCCGAGCUUGUCAAGUUUCAGCGCAACUCGAUCCACUGCCACACGCUCGCGUUGUCCAAGUCUGUGGGGGCUGACACGGACUAUGAAGAGGGAGACCCGUUGCAUGAUCUCUAUCACAAUUUUGCCAUGCGCUUGUACGCGUCGAGCCGGGAACCGUUCGCCAUGGAGCCAUUCCAGCACUCUAACCACGAGCGGACGUUUAUCGAGAACACCGGCAUGGGCACGUUCCAACGGGUCUUGCACAACCAGAUGCAGGACUACAAGGUGUGGAAGUACGCGGCGGGCCUUUUCCACAAGGCCAUGCGGAGAAAACCUUACGAAAACCUAAGCGCCACGGACCGCGCCACGAAACCGACGGUUGACCGUGUCAUCAAGGCGCUGGAGCAUGCAAUCGAUGUCGCUUCAGUCGUACCCAAAACUCGCAAUAGUGAUCCCAUCUUGGAGCCUCACUACAAAAUUUUGUCCAUUGCGCAAAAGUUGGUGGCACGGGGAGACCUGUCGUCCCAGCAGGCUACCAUCAUCCUCGCGCGACAGCCGUUUGGCAUCAGAGCCGAGACGGACGAUGGUGACACCUCCGAGGACACUGAGGACUGGGAGGAGUACGUGAUCCGAAGUCUGCGGCACCUGCGUGACAAGGACAAGUCAAAUUGGCAACACCGCAUGAUUGUCCGUCAUGCGCGUCUGCUAUUCGACGACUCGGCCCAGUCCCACGCCGACUAUGUGCAAGCCAAGGCCGCCUUUAACGUGCUUCGAGAGUCCAUGUUCACUAAGACAAUGGUCAUGAACGUCUGGAAAUGCGAGGCCGAACGGCCCGGGCGGCACCACGUCUUUACUGAGCAAUAUGUGCGCCUCAUGGUCAAGAUUCUUGUAGUCAUGAGCGACAGGGUCAGCCUCGAAGCGCUCCUGCGGCGUAUUCGCAAAAAGGGAACCGAGUUUUACCAUUUUGCGGACCUCUGGCAGACCUGCUGCCACUCAUACCUUGCUCUCUUGCGACAGAGCCAUAAGGUGCGACCGAUUGAGGAAGACAAGUUCAAGUUGGUCGCGACGGAGGAUUUCGAAAUCAUGGCCGACCGUCUCGCAGAGUGGGCCGGCGAGUUUGCAGGCGACCUGCCAGUCCUGCAGUGCAUGAAGGAGGCCAUCGAGCUCAAGAAGCUCAAUGGCGGUCUCAUGAAAGCCGGCGCGAUUGACGAGGUCAUCAACGACUGCUACACCUACUUGUACCUCGAGAUUGGUCCCACGCUGCCGGGACCCAGUCCAAGCGAAGUGCUCGAGGCCCGCGCCCGCGCCCGCGCCAGGGAGGAGGCGCAGAACGACGUGUCCAACUCGCUGAAGCCGCAGAGCACCCUCACCAACAUUCUCAACCCGCCAGGCAGUCAGGAAGCAAAUGGAGACGGCGAGAAGCAAACCGAGGCGUUGCCCCGUAAAAAGGUGGGCAUCCGCCGGCCGGACAUUCUGCGCAGAGCCGAGCAGGUCUAUACACGGGCCAUGGAGGCGCCCAAAUCUGCCGGCCUCGCAUCCAAGUCUCGUCUAGGCUCCAUCUCGAGCGGCAAGCGCGGCAGCAACACGCCCAACGGUGGCGAAGCUGGCAGCCCGGCCAGCGACCGCUCCGACAUGGAGGAGCCCGUCGGCGAUGAUACCGAGAUGAAGGAUGAGCCGACCAUCGACGAGGGCGACGAUCCCGAUGCAACGGCCCAGAUGACCGCAGCGUCGAGUCCUCGCGGUAGCAUCCACGACUCGGCCGACGACGAGAGCGACCUGAGCGAUGUGCCUGAGGGCUGGGAUGAGGAGCCUCCUCCAUCUAUGCUGUUCCAUGACAUGAAGGCCGAGGAUGGGCAUCACAGCAGCGAUGAGGAUGCCGACGAGGCUGACGAGGAGGAUGACGAGGAGCAGGAGGACGAGCAGGAGGACGAGCAGGAGGACGAGACGAUGGGUGGUGUCGACGCCGACGUUGAAGACGAGACCAUGGAAGCCCACGAGGAAGACGAGACUCUCGCUGGCCCCGAAGACGAGACGCUCGGUGACCACGAGGACGAGACAUUAGAAGGUCAUGAGGAAGAUGAGACAAUGGAGGACCAUGAGGAAGACGAGACCAUUGGCGUACAUGAAGAAGAUGACGAAGAGGCGGAGGAAGAGGAAGAGGAAGAGGAAGAGGAAGAGGAAGAGGAAGAGGAAGAGGAAGAGGAAGAGGAAGAGGAAGAGGAAGAGGAAGAGGAAGAGGAGGAAGACGAGGAGGAAGCUGAGGAAGGUGAUGAAGCUGAAGAGGCUGAAGAGGGCGACGAGGCUGAAGAAGAUGAAGAGGCAGAGGAGCAGGGGGAGGACGAAGCCGAGGAAGCUGAAGAAGACGGCGAGGAGGAAGACGAGGAGGAGGAAGAGGAAGAGGGGGACAGUCGCGAAGUUGCCGACGAAGACGAAGAAGGCAGCGAGGCUGUCGAGACGGAUGGCUAA
Molecule: messenger RNA, 6078 nt
Organism: Verticillium dahliae VdLs.17
Lineage: Eukaryota; Fungi; Ascomycota; Sordariomycetes; Glomerellales; Plectosphaerellaceae
Exons: 4
Coding region: 1-6078 (2025 amino acids)
Biological process (GO): chromatin organization
Cellular component (GO): HIR complex; nucleus
Molecular function (GO): nucleosome binding
Source: RefSeq, a predicted model, not a curated record